Molecule: messenger RNA, 914 nt
Organism: Ectocarpus sp. CCAP 1310/34
Lineage: Eukaryota; Phaeophyceae; Ectocarpales; Ectocarpaceae
Source: the annotation of a GenBank genome assembly
UUGUUGGUGAUGGGGGGGUGACUGGUGUUCCCGUUGCUGGUAUGUCUGUGCUUGAUGCUCCUGUUGUUUCUGUAGUGAAUCCUGCUGAAACCUCUCAAGCUCCGGUAUGCCACACUAGGAUGUCAACACUCAAAGGUGGUGAGCAGUUGCAGGGAGACUCGGGGACGAGUGCGGGGAUGUUUGAUGCGAGGGAAGGAGUUGCGUCUGAGGGUGAUGUGGCUGUGUUGGGCCGUGCCGAACAAAUGGAUGUUGACGUGUUCCCCCACCGCGCUGACCACUUUCCCGAACCCAUUUUGAGUUUGACUGCCAAGCAACAAUGGAACACCCUCCCCAGGGAGUUGGGACCCGGGACCACUGCCGCUUGGCCGCCCGCUGCCACCGCUGCGCCUUGGCCUGCCGUCACCGCUGCCGCGGGGGGUACUAUCACCGCUUCGCCGACCGCUGCUGACGCUGCACCGUGGCGACCCGCCACCGCCGACGCCACUUCAUCGUCGCCGUCGCACACCGCUGGUGGCGCACCGUGGACUGCAGCCGCCGCCGCCGCCGCCGCACCGUCGCCGCUGCCGCCAAACCCCAGGGCCGGCGUGCCGUCUGCACCCUCGCCGGGUGCCGCCGCGCUGCCGGACCCGCGGAUGACCGCGACGAGGACAACCGCCGCUCCGCUGCCCGCCGCCGUCAUCGCCGCCGCGCCGUUGCUGUCGCCGCCGACCUCCGAGGCCGAUGGACCGCUUGCGCCUUCGCCAGGUGCCGCCGCGCUGCCGGGCCCGAGGACGCCCGCGGCGAGGAGUGCCGCCGCUGCCACUUCGUCGUCACAGCAGCAUUCCGCCGCAGAAGGGGGCGGUGAGUUGAGGGGCGGCGAGCUGGGGGGUGGCGAGAUGGAGGGCGAUGGAGAACAGCAUGUUUGGGAGGGGUGA